AUGGAGUUCAUUGGUUUUCUCAACGAGCAGAACAUCGACAUCGCCAUCGUCACAGAAACUCAUCUAAAGCCUGAAGUCAACAUGUACCUUCCUGAUUUCUGGCUCCUUAGGCUUGAUCGAACGGACUCUAGGGGUGGAGGAGUGGCUGUUAUUUUGAGAAGGAAUAUUCGCUGUAAGUUACUACCAUGUUUUCAACUGAGGACCAUUGAAGCUUUAGGGGUGGACGUUUCCACUUCUGUUGGCCCAAUCACCUUUAUCGCGGCCUAUUAUCCGCGGCAAACGAAUGUAAGAGAUGGCUCGACAGCAACCUUGAAACGUGACAUCGUGAAGCUCACUCGCAGGAGGGAAAACUUCAUUAUUGCCGGCGACCUGAAUGCCAAGCACCAAGCCUGGGGCAACAGUCGGCGUAACCAGAACGGAACUGUGCUCGCUGAAGAUCUGCAGGCGGCGCAGUACACCAUCUUGAGCCCGGACUCUCCCACCCGGUUGAGCCGAUCCGGUGCUCAUUCAACCAUCGAUUUUUUCCUCAUCAACAUGGCAAACAUAUCGAAUCCCGUCGUCUACCAGGUUCUCAGCUCGGACCACUAUCCGGUGGUGGCUGAGGUUGGCUCCACUAUCCAUAGGUUCCAAGUAUCCAGACGAAACUACCAUCAUGCUGAUUGGGUGCGGUUUCGGCAGUGCGUUGAUGAGUCCAUCGAUUACGAAGCCCAGCCGGAGACAACUGAUGACAUGGACCAGUGUCUUCAUCGUAUUAACGAGAUGAUUUCCCGCUCAAGGGAGAACAAUAUUCCAUCAUCCAGGCAAAUUGUGCUAAGCCGUUCUGGAAGAUCACGAAAUCCUCAACCCAUUCCACCACUGAUUCCACUGCAUCGCCCGACUGAUUCAAACAUUCUACUGAUAACCCCCACAGAGAAGGCUGCUGAAAUAGGUCAACAUUUUGUUAACUCUCAUAAUCUGGGACAACACAUGAUCAGCCCGCAUGAGGCGACUAUUGGUGAAAGUUCUACCAUCCUCCAAACGAUUCCGAACGUUUUUCCCGAAGAAUCGGAAAUUUCAGCUGACGAACUGUUGACCUAUAUCAAAUCAUCCAAAAACAUGAAGGCCCCAGGUUUCGACAACAUCCUGAAUCUGGAGCUCAAACAUUUGAGUCCCAGUUUUUUCAAUCAUCUGGCAUUGAUCUUCAACCAACGUCUCCGACUUGGCUAUUUCCCCUCAUGUUGGAAGUCAGCCAAAGUCAUUCCCAUCCGGAAACCUGGGAAGGAUCCCACGUCCCCUUCUAGUUACAGACCUAUCAGCCUUCUUUCGGGGUUAUCAAAGCUGUUUGAAAAAGCAAUAUACCAGCGUCUUUUGAUAUCUGCCGAAGGGAAUAACAUUUUGAUCGAUGAGCAGUUCAGUUUUAGGAAGGGUCGAUCGACUAUUCAUCAGCUGAUCCGAGUCACCAACAUUCUCAGACGGAACAAGUCUGUCUCUAAAACAUCAGCAAUGGCAUUGUUCGACGUGGAAAAAGCGUUCGAAAAUGUCUGGCAUGAUGGCUUGGUCUAUAAGCUGCAACGAUACGGUCUUCCAAUUUUCCUCGUGAAAAUCAUUCAGAGCUAUCUACUAGACAGGACAUUCCGAGUCUCUCUCAACGGCUCCAACUCCGAUGCUUUUUACACUAGCUCGGGUGUACCACAAGGAAGUAUUCUUGGACCCAUUUUAUUCAACCUAUUUACAUCUGUCAUUCCAACUCUCCCUGAUGGAGGAAUAUUGUCGCUGUUCGCGGAUGACACAUCCAUAAAUACUUCACCUGAUCCCACUAUCACCAACAACUAUAUCGCUAUCUAA
Molecule: messenger RNA, 1824 nt
Organism: Toxorhynchites rutilus septentrionalis
Lineage: Eukaryota; Metazoa; Arthropoda; Insecta; Diptera; Culicidae
Exons: 2
Coding region: 1-1824 (607 amino acids)
Molecular function (GO): catalytic activity
Source: RefSeq, a predicted model, not a curated record